UCUGAGUUCAUGGCGGUUCAGGUUCAGGGACCUGAUCCCAAGCCUGGAGUAGCUCCCCGUGGAUGCUGAGUCAUGACUGUAUUGGUUUGAAGCCCAGAAAUUCAAGAACAUCCUGAGUAUCUGGCAAAGAGUUCCUUAUUUAACUAUCACUCUCAAAUUUGUUCGCCUGGGCCCCAUCGUUUCAUAGUCAAAAUUGUUAAACAUUGUGACCGACGUGACAGAAACAUAUCUUUGUCACGUGCCAAACAAGUCUUUUCUGACUGAGACACAUGAAGGCUGUGACUGGCAGUGCUUAGGCCAGGACUGGCAGUGUGGAGGGCACUAUUUAACCGGCACCUCCCAUGGGUGGGGCUUUUGUGCUCAUAUGUGAGUAGUCGGAAGGAACAGAAGAAAAACAUCUAAUGUAACCCAAUGAAUCACUGAAGCGAGCUACCAGCUGCCCUCUGGAGAGACAGCUUUCAAGGAAGGUCCAGCACUGUUGCAGAAUUUGGAAAAGACCGCUUUGCAGAAGCAGCUCAAAGCCACAGACACAAAGGGAGCUGUGUGGCGUCAGCCCCCUGGUGUCUAGCCUUGGCCCUGAGACUCGGUGACUUCAGGGAGUGCCCAGGACAACAGUGAUCACCGCAUCAAGCAGAGGUGCCAAUUAGAAGAACUUUCCAGGGAAUAAUUCAGCCUCUAGUGAAUAGUACCGAAUAACUACAACUUCUGCAAAGUAGUUCACUUGGGAACUAAUUAGAAGUUUUUCUCCACAAGUAAUGAAUCACUUUCUUAACUGUUCUGUUGACAAAUGUAAUACAUGCUAACUGUAAUCACACACACACACACACACACACACACACACACACACACACACACGAGUUUGGAAAGGAAAAGCCAGAUGAUUUCACACACAUCUGUCAUCACACGACUCAGAGGGUGGAGGCAGGAGGAUCCCAGUGAGUUCAAGGCCAACCUGGGCUACAAAGUGACUUCAAGGCCAGCCAAAAGUGCAUAGUGGAGGAACAAAGAAAGAAAGUAAAACUCAACUGCUAUUUCAUCAUUAAAAGUAACCACACUGAAAGUGUGGCAUAUUUGUGGAUAAAUAAGCCAAUUCCUGCUUACUACUUUAAACGACGAUUGGAACGUGAUACCCAAGGCAUGUUUUUGGUUAUCAUCAUUCUAUUGUUAGUGGUUUAGGAAAGACUUCAGCUAUCCAGAUGGCCAAAUAAGUUCCCGGAAAUUUUCUUUCAGUAUGUUUGGUUUGAUCCUACAUAUUUCGUGAACACGUUGUAAACCAUUCAUAUACAAAGAACCCUUCCUGUGUAUAGUAGUCCUUUAGACACUUCUUUCAUGCUUCUACUGAGAUACACAACAAGAGCUGAACAAGUCCGUGUUGAUCGCCCAUCCUGUUUCGAUUCACUCAACAGUGAUUAUUCGCAUCUCAAACUUACCCAAGAGCGGCUGUUCCGGGCACACCCCUGGGUGGGCACCACCAGGAAGCUGCACUCCUGACUGCACGCCCGGGCCUGGAGAGUAUGGGGCUGGGCUUGGCCACAGCCACUUCCUCCCCAAGAACCCGGUUGGGGGGCAUUGGUUGGAGGCAGGGACCAUGGGCCAGCACAGCGCCCAAGGCCUGGCUCCCCCUGUGGGCGUUACAGGUCCAGCAGCUCCAAGAGGCGUCCAGAUCCCAGACAGGGCCUCUUCCCCACCACGCCCAGCCCCGUCCCGUCCUGCACAGUCCAGCACCAGGCAUUCACACAAGAAACGGCUUUGAUGCUCCUAACCUGCCAGGCCUUGUCCUGUGCCAUCCCACCCAGCGGCUCCGGAGGGCCCCAUAGAUUUUGCCACUACAGAGCAUGACCUCUGGAACUCCUCAGUGCCCGGUAACCCAAGGGCAUCUCUGGACCCAAGGGCUGAGCCAGCUUGGAGGGGACCCCACGCCUGAAGGUCCAUUGCGCAUGGGCACUGGGCGUGGGGGGGGGCGUUCUGGACGGGGCUCUGUGAGGAAAGCCCCGUUGCCUGGCAACCAAAGAGCAGUUUAGGCCUGAAGGCCAGUUUGGCGGGAAAUCCGCUCGCGCGCGCAUGAGCGCACACACAGGUACGCACGCACACACGCACACAUACACGAGAGCCACCUUGCGCAGGCGCUAUAGGCAUCACCAGGUGCAUUGUGGGCGGUGAAAGGGGCGGAGCUUCACAGAGGCCUACUUAGUCCGUCCUAAUCCAGGCAGCGUCUGAGGGGAAGAGGUCCGGCAGCCAUGCAGUCCUCUGGCAGUGCUGAGGGCGGAGCGGACGGCCACAGGAGUGACCAGGCUGGCGCAGGUGUCUCCGGGGACGAGGGAGCCUACGCUGCAACCAUUUUGCGGAUCGUCCAGAUACCCCAUGGCCCGUGGCCCUUUGGGGACAUUGUGCUCUUGGUCAGCAGGACAGGGACCGGUCUACAUGAAUUCAAGGUCAGGGUGCCUUUCUGGUCCUCCCUGGAGGCUGAGGUCAGCCUAAGGUACCUGGCUGAUUUCGGGGAGAGCCCUGACCUUCACCGGGUGCUCACCAGGGACCGCAGCGUCCUGACUGUGAGAUGGGUCGCCCAGGACCGUGGCCACCUCCAGAUAGUGUUCACCCAGUUCCUGGAGGAACUUGCCCUGCUCUUGCGGAUCCUGCAGCGCUUGAAGCCCUUGUUUCCGGCCUCUUCUCUUCUGGCAAAAGGGGGCUGAAGCCCAUACCACAUUGAGCGUGUGGCACUGAAAAAAAUAAAGCUGAGCAACCUUUCUG
This is a messenger RNA of Cavia porcellus (domestic guinea pig), 2748 nucleotides long. RefSeq names its product EKC/KEOPS complex subunit LAGE3-like. The record is from RefSeq and is a predicted model, not a curated record. NCBI's taxonomy places the organism in Eukaryota, Metazoa, Chordata, Mammalia, Rodentia, Caviidae. The coding region runs from base 2238 to 2690 and encodes 150 amino acids. The transcript is spliced from 3 exons.